UUGCCAUAAUAUUAGGUAAACGUGAAGCAAUAAUCAAGGGAACUCCAAAGAAAUAUGCAGAAAUAUAUUCAGCAUGUUGGCAAGGAAAGCCAGAUCUCCGUCCUCAUAUUCAUGAAGUUAUGCAGGAUUUGGACAGUGUAGAUAUAACUAACACUAUUGAAGAUAUUGUUAAUUUAACUCAAACUAAUCAUGAAUUACAAAUUGAUGGUUUAAAUAACCAUUUAAAGGAGGAUAAAUUACAAAAUGAUUUAUUAUAUUCAAUGGAACUUCUGUUAUCUGCAUGA
Entrophospora candida is the source of this 284-nucleotide messenger RNA. Lineage: Eukaryota; Fungi; Glomeromycota; Glomeromycetes; Entrophosporales; Entrophosporaceae. The record is from the annotation of a GenBank genome assembly.